Molecule: messenger RNA, 2469 nt
Organism: Anastrepha ludens (Mexican fruit fly)
Lineage: Eukaryota; Metazoa; Arthropoda; Insecta; Diptera; Tephritidae
Product: alkylated DNA repair protein alkB homolog 8
Exons: 1
Coding region: 110-2041 (643 amino acids)
Biological process (GO): tRNA wobble uridine modification
Cellular component (GO): cytoplasm; nucleus
Molecular function (GO): tRNA binding; S-adenosylmethionine-dependent methyltransferase activity
Source: RefSeq, a predicted model, not a curated record
UUGUAAACAAACCACCCUCACACGUUUUAGCACUUACGUUUUUAUUAAUUGGUUGUUGAACUGAAAAUUAAAAGUUUUUGUGAAGGAAGUUAUCUUUCAAAUCUGCAGAAUGUCGAAAGAUUAUAACUCGCGUAAAUUGGAGCGCAAACAGCGCAGGUGUGAGGCAAUAAUACGUGCCGAUUUUGGCAUUGAGAGUAGUGAAUCGCCUACAUGCUUUCUUGCUGUCUUGAAUGCCGGUCUCUCUACAGGUCUCACAGAGGAGGCUGUGUUAUGUGCCGCAGUUCAACACGGUUCCGUCCAGCAGGUAAUAAUGUUGCCAAAUAAAUCUUACUGCUUUCUGGAAUGCAGCAGUGCGAAUGCAGCGGAGCAAAUCUAUAAGAAUAUGCACGGCCAGGCAGGUUUGGAACAACGUGGUGGUGUUGCCUAUUUGUCAUAUUUCAAAUGCUUACCCGCAUGCAGCAAGGAAAAUAUCUGGGAUAAGCCACCACCGGAAGGACUGGUUUUGCUGCAGGAUUUUGUGACAGAUCAUGAGGAAAAAAUAUUGUUGAAAGCUAUUGCAGCCGAAGAAUCCGAACAAAACGACUUAAAACAUCGGCGCGUUAAACACUUUGGGUAUCAGUUCAUAUAUGGCGAAAAUAACGUUGAUAUUUCUAAACCACUGAAUGAGAACAUACCAAAAGCGUGCGAUAUACUCUGGCCACGUUUAAAAUCAGAGAUGGUUAGGCUGGGCCUACCAACAUUGGAGUGGGAGGUGCCUGAUCAAUUGACUGUUAAUAUCUAUGAACCUGGUCAGGGGAUCCCACCGCAUGUGGACACUCAUAGUGCAUUUCUCGAUCCUAUACUCGCGUUGUCGCUUUCAGGUGAAGUGGUUAUGGAUUUUCGGCGUUGCGUUGAACGAAAGUCACUAACAUUGUUACGGCGCUCAAUGCUGAUAAUGUCAGGUGCGUCGCGAUACGAUUGGACGCAUGGCAUUACUCCACGUACGCUAGAUGUCGUGCCUUCAGAGACGGGUUUAACAGUGAAAGCGCGAACACGACGCAUCUCACUCACAUUUCGACGUCUGCGACGCGGACCAUGUGACUGUGCAUUUCCAACGCUAUGUGAUACGCGUUUGAAUGCAAAAAGCAAUACAGAAUCUAUUAUAACUGAUGCGGUAGCUGUGCGCCUGGAGGAGCUGAACGUACACAGUGUUUAUGAGCGCAUCGCACCACACUUUAGUGAAACUCGUCAUACUCCUUGGCCGCGAGUUGCCGAGUUCUUACGCAGCUUUCCAACGGGUUCUGUAUUACUUGAUGUCGGUUGUGGUAAUGGGAAAUAUUUACAAUGCAACGGCGAUGCUUUAAAUAUCGGUUGCGACCGCAGUAAAGGUCUGCUUAGUGCAUGUUUGGUGCGUGCUAAAGCUGCCAACGAAAGCAGCAAUGCGUGUUUGCCAAGUGCGUUUCGAUGCGAUUGCUUGCAGGUACCUGUACGCACACAAUCUGUGGAUGGGUGCAUCAGCAUUGCGGUAAUACAUCAUUUAGCUACUGUCGAACGCCGUUUGGCGGCCGUACAAGAAAUGGCGAGGCUGCUGCGUCCAGGUGGACGCGCACUUAUAUAUGUUUGGGCGAAGGAUCAACGCGCCAAUGACAAGAAAUCAGCCUAUUUACUGCAAAACAAAGCGCUGAACAAAAAUAAAAGUACUGUAGAACAACAACGACAGCGCGCAGCAGUGGAACUGCAGCAGCAGCAGCAACAGCAACAAGAACAGCAGUUGCAGGAAUCGGCGGUGCCUGGCGCAUUCCAACUGCCCGUACACACAAAUCGCACCGAAUUUAUGCAACAGGAUGUGCUCGUGCCAUGGAAGCUAAAAGCUGGCCGAACAACGGGAAAAGAUAACAUUGACGAACAGGGAACUACCGCACUGCCAAGUACAUACUUGCGAUACUAUCAUGUUUUCGAAGCUGGCGAAUUGGAGGCAAUGGUGGCGCUUGUACCAGAGGUAGAACUGCUCCAAACCUAUUAUGAUCAAGGCAAUCAUUGCGCGAUUUUCGUAAGACGAUGACAUGGAAGAAAACGCAAUAAAUCAUAUUUACUUUAUUGUAUUCUAAUUUUAAUUCCCAUUAAUUUUAUUACAAUUCUAAUCUAGUAACCCAAUGACGGGUCACUAAAUAAUAUAUAUUAUAUGUAAGUACAUAUUAAUAUUUCAUAAGCAAAAGUAAUUGUUUUGUAAUAAGUCAAUUAACAUCUAGACAUUGUGAAAUAAUCGUAUUUGCAAUUGACAUUUGAUUAAUUACUUAAAAUCGUGUUUCGCUAGUAAAUAAUUUGUAUAACCGUUACAAUUACAUUUUCUUAGGACCAAUUAUUUUUUCUCAAACUAAUUACUAACUAUAUAUUAGUUUUUAAAACAGUAACUACCGCGUGAAUUCUUAAAUGAUAUUUAACUUUAACUCCUUUUUUCAAAUUCUUGCAAUAAAUUCAAUGUGAAAUACA